AUGCCUGCUUGGAAGACCUUCGUGAGCGCAUUGGCUCUGGCCAGCUCUGCGACGGCCUGCGCCCACCACAAUGACGGUGAGGUCGUGCCCGAGCACGAGCGCGCAGAAUUGCUUAAGAAGUGGGAUCAGGAAUGGUCCUUCUCCGGCAUUGCCAGCUUCGCCCAUCUCAAGCCCGUCAAGUGUCUGAUCGAGCCCGAUGAGCACUACGAUAUUGCCGUGAUUGGUGCGCCCUUUGACACAGCAGUCAGCUACCGCCCAGGCGCCCGAUUCGGACCUCGGGCGAUCCGCGCCGCCAGCGCCCGCCAGAUGGCACCAACCAGCUACAACACGCGUGCCGGAAUCAACCCAUACAAGUCAUGGGCAAAGAUCACCGACUGUGGCGACAUCCCCAUCACACCCUUCGACAACGGGCUUGCCGAGCGCCAGAUGUACGAAGCAUUCCUGGAGCUUGGAUCCCGCAAGAUCGUGAACAAGUCGCCCAAGGCAACGGGCAUCGGCCACAGCCACCCAAAGCUAGUCACCCUGGGCGGAGAUCACAGUGUUGCGCUGCCAGCUCUGCGAGCUCUGUACCAGAUCUACCAGAAGCCAAUUACGGUGCUGCACUUCGAUGCGCACCUUGAUACCUGGAACCCUGUGCGGUACAGCGCGUACUGGCAGAGUGAGCAGACGCAGUUCAACCACGGUAGUUUCUUCCACAAGGCUAGUCGGGAGGGAUUGAUUUGCAAUGCUACAUCUGCACAUGCGGGUCUGCGUACGCGAUUGACUGGUGUUGAUGCUGGGGAUUAUACAAACCCCGGACCUGAGCAGGGAUUUAUCCGGAUUCAUGCGGAUGAUAUUGAUGAGCUUGGCCCCAUGGGUGUUGUUGAGACAAUUAUUGCGCGCACUGGUCUUGAUCCUGAGCAGCCUGUUUAUUUGUCUGUUGAUAUUGAUGUGCUUGAUCCCUCUACGGCUCCUGGUACUGGUACUCCCGAGCCUGGUGGCUGGACUACGCGCGAGUUCAUUCGCAUUCUGCGUGGUCUGGAGAAACUCAAUGUUGUGGGUGCGGAUAUUGUGGAGGUUUCGCCUGCUUAUGAUAACAAGGGUGAGACUACUGCUCUUGCUGCUGCGCAGGUUGCCUUUGAGAUUAUUACCAGCAUUGUCAAGUCUGGGGUUGAUGAGGAGCUUGGUGGCUGGUACGGUUGGAUGGAGCAGAUUGAGGCUGAGGAGGCGGCCCAGAAGGAAGCCAAGGAUGAGCUUUGA
Messenger RNA from Penicillium salamii, 1239 nucleotides. The record is from the annotation of a GenBank genome assembly. Lineage: Eukaryota; Fungi; Ascomycota; Eurotiomycetes; Eurotiales; Aspergillaceae.